Galleria mellonella (greater wax moth) is the source of this 1477-nucleotide messenger RNA. RefSeq names its product 60S ribosomal protein L4 (gene RpL4). Bases 150 to 1442 code for a protein of 430 amino acids. Gene Ontology annotation, molecular function: structural constituent of ribosome; RNA binding. The transcript is spliced from 10 exons. Gene Ontology annotation, cellular component: cytosolic large ribosomal subunit; ribosome. Lineage: Eukaryota; Metazoa; Arthropoda; Insecta; Lepidoptera; Pyralidae. The record is from RefSeq and is a predicted model, not a curated record. Gene Ontology annotation, biological process: translation.
UUACAAUUUAUUAAAUGGCAACUGUCCUUUAGCACUGUCAAAGUUUUUUCGAACGUUUCCGGUCUUUUAUUUCCUCCGUGGCAUGGCGGAUGGUCUUUACCGCCGCUUAUAGUGUUUUUUUGGAGGAUUAUAGUCGCUGAUAUAGCGAAAUGAGUUUAUCAGUAGCCCGACCUCUCGUGUCGGUGUAUUCGGAGAAGAGCGAGGUGGUGCCCGGGGCGUCUCUGCCCCUGCCCUUCGUGUUCAAGGCGCCCAUCCGCCCGGACAUCGUCAAUGAUGUCCACAUCUCUAUAUCUAAGAAUUCCCGCCAGCCAUACUGCGUCAGCAAGGAGGCUGGCCACCAAACCAGUGCCGAGUCCUGGGGUACGGGUCGCGCCGUAGCCCGUAUACCGCGUGUGCGCGGUGGCGGUACUCAUAGGUCGGGACAGGGUGCGUUCGGCAACAUGUGCCGCGGCGGGCGCAUGUUUGCGCCGACCAAGCCGUGGCGCCGCUGGCACCGCCGCGUCAACCUGCGCCUGCGCCGCGCCGCCGUGGCGGCCGCCGUCGCCGCCGCCGGCGUGCCCGCGCUCGUGCAGGCCCGCGGCCACGUAAUCGACAAGGUGCCGGAGAUGCCCCUGGUGGUGUCUGAUAAGGUGCAGGAGAUCAACAAGACCAAGCAGGCCGUCAUUUUCCUAAGGCGCAUCAAGGCCUGGUCCGAUGUCCUCAAGGUGUACAAGUCCCAGCGCCUGCGCGCCGGUAAAGGUAAGAUGCGCAAUCGUAGACGCAUCCAACGCAAAGGGCCUCUCAUCAUCUACUUUAAGGAUCAGGGUUUGACCCGCGCUUUCCGCAACAUCCCUGGCGUGGAACUGCUCCAUGUGAACAAGCUCAACUUGCUGAAGCUGGCACCUGGAGGCCACGUCGGCCGCUUCAUCAUCUGGACCCAAUCCGCUUUCGACAGGCUCGACGCUCUAUUCGGCUCAUGGAAGACCCCAUCCAAGGAGAAGAAGAACUUCAACCUUCCGCAACCCAAGAUGGCCAAUACCGACUUGAGCCGCCUGCUGAAGUCUGAUGAGAUCAGGAAGGUGCUACGUGCACCCAACAAACGAGUAGUACGCGCGACUAGGAAACUCAAUCCUCUAACCAAUACCCGCGCGAUGCUGCGAUUGAACCCAUACUCGGCUGUGCUGAGAAGGAAGGCCGUGUUGGACCAGACCAGGAUCAAUAACCAGAGGGCGCUAGCGUUGGCCGAGAAGCGGGGAAUUAAACUGCCGGCCAGUGACCCCGCAGUGCGCGCGCAGAAACUGCGCGAGCGCAGAGCGAAAGAUAUCAAGGCAGCGGCCGCCAAACGACCCAAGAAGCCAGCGCCGAAGAAAACGCCACCGCCGCCACCAAAAAAGAAGGCAGAAAAAAAGGGCAAAGAUGGCAAACCAGCAGUAAAAGUGGCGAAGCCCGCACCCAAAAAGUGAUUUGGACUAAAUAAAGUUAUAUAAAAUUUUUAUAA